This is a messenger RNA of Arabidopsis thaliana (thale cress), 1639 nucleotides long. Its product is annotated as FBD / Leucine Rich Repeat domains containing protein. NCBI's taxonomy places the organism in Eukaryota, Viridiplantae, Streptophyta, Magnoliopsida, Brassicales, Brassicaceae. The record is from RefSeq and is marked reviewed. The transcript has 3 exons. Bases 241 to 1095 code for a protein of 284 amino acids.
CGGUCUGAUGAGUGGUGGUGACUGGUGACUGGUUCCCGAGCAGAAGUCGAGAUUCCACACGAAAAACUCAUCACCUGAAAUUUCUAGGGUCGGAAAACCCCAAAUUUGUCUUGAGUCUUCGAGUGAUAUGGCUAAAAUCAGUGACUUGUCUGAUGAAUUACUGGUGAAGAUAUUAUCGUUUCUUCCAACAAAAGAAGCAGUAUCAACUAGUGUUUGUCGAAACAAUGGGAGUUUCUUUGGAUGUGGUUGUCCAAACUCGAGUUCUACUUUAGUGAUGGUUCAGAGUCUGCAUGCCUGAGGGAUUUUAUUGCCAAGAAUCUGCCAUUACACAAAGCUCCAAUCAUAGAAAGCCUGCGUUUUUGCUCUUUUUUUGGAUCACUUCAACCUAAGGAUUUGAAAUCGUGGGUUAGAAUUGCAGUUUCUCGCUGUGUGCGUGAGCUAAGCAUCAGUUUACAUGAUACGACAGCUGCUGUAUCAUUGCCCAGUAGUUUGUAUACCUGCAAAUCGCUCGUGACUUUGAAACUUUACGGUAAGAAGGUUCUUUUGGAUGUUCCUCGAACGGUAUUCCUCCCUUCCUUGAAAACUUUGCAACUUGAACGUUUGAGAUACUCAGAUGAAGAUUCUCUUCGCCUGCUUCUAUCCUACUGCCCUGUUCUGGAAGAUCUGAGUAUUGUACGAGAAGACUAUGACAAUUUGAGAGCGUUAGUUGUUAUUGUCCCAUCCUUGCAGCGUUUAUCCUUAGAGAUACCUGGUAAUUGUUCUUCUGAUGGGUAUGUGAUAGUUACUCCUUCUUUGAAGUAUUUCAAAGUUGUGGAUUAUAGAGAAAGUAUGUCCUAUUUGAUUGAGCAAAUGCCAGAGCUGGAAGAGGCAGAUAUUGUUGUUCUGCAGUAUCCCGAGAAGCUUCUCGAAUCAGUUACAUUUUUCAAACGCCUUUCUAUACGCGUAAUAUUCAACACUUAUACAGAGGUCAUCUGCUUUCAUGUCAUGUUUCCUACCUCAUAUUUUUUACUUAAAGACACAAAAUCGGAUUUCUUGAGCUUGAAUCCUUUUUUAUUGUGUUGUCAUGUGUGCAGACUGUGUAUCGUGAUGGAAUAGUCUUCAAUCGGCUUGAAAAUUUGAAGCUAUGUAUAUGCAAUGGUGAUUGGUCCAAGUUACUUAUCCAGUUUCUCAAAGACUCACCUAACCUGCGAGUCCUCAAUCUCCUCGUUGAUGAUUAUCCGUCAAGUUUGGGGGAUUAUGAACCGGUUCGCUGGAAAAAUAAUAAGAGCUCCGUCCCGAAAUGUUUGUUGGAGAGUCUUGAAACUUUUGAGUUUGCAGGUUACAUAGGAACACCUGAAGAGAGGGAUUUCUUGAGUUAUAUCUUCAAACAUGCUCGUUGCUUGAAAUCUUCAUCAAUCUUAAGCAGACCAGAACGGUAUCAUGGAAUUUGAGUUUUAUGAGAUAUGCUUCACAAUAGAAACUUGAAAAUGAUCUAAGAGUAUGGUUUUUUGUAUUUCUUCUUCGAAUGUGGGAACUUGUUUUCGAACAAUCUAUCGUCUGGCUUUUAUGUGGUAAACUACAAUCUGUAUGUCUCUGCCUUAUGGCCUUGUAAACUACUAGUUCGGAAGCUCAGUCAAAUAGUCUCAUGCCUGUUUAAGAA